Molecule: messenger RNA, 1743 nt
Organism: Drosophila persimilis
Lineage: Eukaryota; Metazoa; Arthropoda; Insecta; Diptera; Drosophilidae
Product: kelch domain-containing protein 3
Exons: 2
Coding region: 150-1385 (411 amino acids)
Cellular component (GO): cytoplasm
Molecular function (GO): protein binding; chromatin binding
Source: RefSeq, a predicted model, not a curated record
CUGUGAAUGUGACAAAAAUAAAGCUGCGAACUUUCACGCACUUACAGCACUGUCCGAGUUCGAGUCAGAGUCAUCUGUUCUGUGCCAGUGCUGUCAUCGAUUGAAAAGCCUUAACAUACCAUAUACGUUCCUAUCCGAGCCCGAUCCCAAUGCUGUGGACCGUGCACCUGGACGGAGGGCCUCAGAGGGUUAACCAUGCCGCCGUGGGCGUGGGCGACUUAAUCUACAGCUUCGGUGGAUACUGCACCGGCUAUGACUACCGCUUCAACGAGCAGAUCGAUGUGCACGUCCUGAACGCACACACUAUGCGCUGGACCCUCGUCCCACAGCAGAACGACGAAGAAGGUGUUCCUCUCAAGUAUCCGCUGGUCCCCUUCCAGCGGUACGGCCACACCGUGGUGGCCUACAAGGAGCGCAUCUACAUAUGGGGCGGACGGAAUGACGAGAACCUUUGCAACGUCCUCUACUGCUUUGACCCGAAGACUGCGAAGUGGACACGGCCCGUGGUUACUGGCUGCUUGCCCGGGGCCCGGGACGGUCACUCGGCAUGUGUCAUCGGCAACUCCAUGUACAUAUUCGGCGGUUUCGUAGAUGAGAUAAACGAGUUCAGCAGCGACGUGCACACCCUCAAUCUGGACACUAUGGAGUGGAGUUAUGUACAGACAUUUGGUGUUCCCCCCAGCUACCGGGACUUCCAUGCCGCUGUGGCCUACGAGGAAGAGCGCAUGUACAUUUUCGGGGGACGCGGCGAUAAGCACAGCCCAUACCACAGUCAGGAGGAGACCUAUUGCCAUGAGAUUGUCUUUCUGGACAUGAAGACGAAGGUAUGGCACCGUCCGUUCACGGCCGGAAAGGUCCCCGUCGGCCGGCGCAGCCAUAGCAUGUUCGUCUAUAACAAACUCAUCUACGUCUUUGGCGGCUACAAUGGGCUGCUCGACCAGCACUUUAACGAUCUGUACACGUUUGAUCCCCGCAGUAAACUCUGGAACCUAAUACGGGCCAAUGGAAAGGGGCCGACGGCCCGCCGCCGUCAAUGUGCCAUUGUGAUAGGCACACAAAUGUUCCUCUUUGGCGGCACCAGUCCACGAAUCUCCACAAGUACAACGGCGGUGCUGCAGCACGAGCAGCAGGGCGAUGCUCCGGCUGCACCUGGAGUUCAAGGCCAUGCGGAGGCCCAAGACGCCGGGCCACCGCCGGUAUUGCCUCUCAUAGAUUACAGCGACCUGCAUGUGUUAGAUUUCGAGCCAACACUGAAGACCCUGGCCACCAUGGUGGUGCUGAAGUACCAGUUGGACAUCUCCGGACUGCCACGGAGCUUUCGCGCCGACCUGCAGAUGCUCACCCAGCCGAACAGUAUUAGCCGCCCCAUCAACCAGGCCGGGUAGCAUCAAACAAGAUUCAUGGACCGAAUGCCACAAAAUGCAUAAAGGACACAUUGAAAUUAGUCUUAGCUCACACGGCGGAUGCGCUGCGGUCCGGGAAGCGGGUCCCAUAACUCCCACAACUAGUCCGCUUUCCACAGCCACACGCACACAUAUACAGAUCGAGCAAGAAAUACUGAUAUGCUGGGAAAUCCCGGUAAUUCAUGAGUUUCCGAAACUUAUUUUGGUACUUCCUUUAGAUGCUUAAAUCUCAAUUAACUCAAACAAAAUUAUGAUACUGAUAAUAACACGAGAGAUUUAGUUUGUAAAACAUUUAUAGAAAGGACCAAAUAAAGCUCCUUUAGCUGUACUUGUUCCGAAA